This is a messenger RNA of Aspergillus homomorphus CBS 101889, 2190 nucleotides long. Its product is annotated as Zn(II)2Cys6 transcription factor. The coding region runs from base 1 to 2100 and encodes 699 amino acids. Gene Ontology annotation, molecular function: DNA-binding transcription factor activity, RNA polymerase II-specific; transcription cis-regulatory region binding; zinc ion binding. The record is from RefSeq and is a predicted model, not a curated record. Gene Ontology annotation, biological process: regulation of DNA-templated transcription. The transcript is spliced from 7 exons. NCBI's taxonomy places the organism in Eukaryota, Fungi, Ascomycota, Eurotiomycetes, Eurotiales, Aspergillaceae. Gene Ontology annotation, cellular component: nucleus.
AUGAGUGAGAGGAUCUCGGAAUUACGCUUCCGCUCGGGAAAUGUUCCUCCACGCUUUUUCAAGGCAUGUCGUUGGUGCAGAAAACAAAAGAUGCGCUGCGAUGCACGCAGUCAAGUCCCCUGUGCGCGUUGCCGCAGUGCUGGUCGCGACUGUAUUCUCGAUCCCAUCGUGGAUGGAAGACGGCGCAGUCAGCGCCACAUUUCUCCAAGGCCCUCUCGACGACAGAUAGCACGAUCUCCGUGGAAUGAACCGACCGGUUUCGAAACACCCUCAACCAGAGAACAGGAAUACUCGCCCGGCCCCGGUGCUCAGGAGAACCCACUGGAUAGCUCUCUCGACUCUUUACCGGAGCCUACCGAGCUACGUUCACCAGGAACCUCCGAGCAGCACGGUCAAGACAGGCAGCAGCUGAGUCCCAACGACAUGAUUGCCCCGGUCUCAGUCAUGCACUCCAUGUCCGUCAACCUACUAGGGUCUAGCAGUCAGAUCUUUAUGGACAGUCCGAACAAGGCCGACCUCAGGAGCGACAUCAUUGCUCGAGGCAUCAUCAGUGAGGAGCAGGCGCGGUCCAUGUAUGAACGCUUCUUCAACGGCAGUAAAAACUUCCUCGCAUUGUUUGAUCCCAUCCGAGACACCUUCGAUUCCAUCCGAUCGCGCUCGCUCUUUUGCUUCUCGGUCAUGAUCUAUAUAGCAAGUCGGGCAGUCAUCGACCUAAGAAGUAACACGCAUUUGCAGCGAGUAUUACAAGAUGAAGCGCAGAGACUGGCCGAAGACAGCUUCUUUGAACGACCUACAAAAGUUGAAACGGUUCAAGGAAUGGUCUUGCUUGCGGCCUACUCAGAAAAAACCUGGUUCUCGACAGCUCUUAUUCUACGCACUGCACUUGACUCUGGUCUCGAGAAAUCUCUUGAUACCUUGCUUUCACAGCAAAACGUCCCCCGAAGUGCUCUCUCCGCUACUCUUGAAGAACGGAAGCUGGUGUGGCAGACAAGAGCAUGGCUGAUCAGCUUCACACUCGAACUGGAUGUCGCAUCUGGGACAGGUCGGAAGUCAAGGAUUGACGCUGUCGAUACUACGAAACUACGCAAGUUUCUCGAUUACCCGCUGUCAUUGCCUUACGAUAUGCGCACAGUAUCUAUCAUCGAGAUCCAUCAGCUUCGGAGCCAAUUCCGCAUUAUCGUCGAGAACUCAAAGACCAUUCGCGACAUAGUUGGCGUUGAACUCCCAGCUGCCAUGGCAAGGUUUGAGGCAUGGUGGAAUAACUGGGAUGAGAUCCAUAACAACAACGGAUUUCAUGCAGGUGCGUUUCAACGCUGCAGUCUCAAGUUGAUGCAUAAUUAUGCUCGAAUAUUCGCAGUCUGCGCGUCGUUGGCGCGAAUCCAGAAGCUACAGUGCGGCAGCACAGAAUCAGACUCAGACGUAGAUGAUCCGGAUGUGUCCCAUCUAUGGCGCUCGCUUGCUUCAGCAAUCAUGGACCAAUUAGGUUUGAUCAUUUCGGAAACAUCAUACCGUUGUCAAUUGUCGUGGACUCCGACGUACCCAGCUUUGACCAUUGCAUUUGUCACAACGUUUGCGUUACGGAUUGCAAGAUGGCGCCCGGACUUGAUUGACCAGGACCUGCUCCUUGAAAGAGCACAACUCAUAUGUGACCUCCUCAAACAACCCCCGUACCCGGAUAUUCACCGAACCGUGUCAAUCUUCGUGAAUUAUGGUCGCGCGCUUGUCGCCAGCCAGCGUGGACAGGAAGAAAGCUGCUUUCAGGUUCCUGAUGGUUCCCGCUGUGCAGACGCGCAUCCUUCUUUGGCCAAGGAACUAGACGGUGGUAAAGUACCAAUCUCGACCUUAUCCGCAUUGUCAGAGCAAUCCGGCUAUGGAGCCACGGAGACAAUGCACCAAGGGGUCAAAGAUACAGACCUGCUUUCGAUGCCCAAUACCGACAGACCCGCCCCUCCCAGGCAGUUCCCACUCCGGCCACCAGGACCAAUGGAAGCUCCGAAUUGGAAUUUAUGUCACCCAAUUGCAGACUCGUUUGGUCUGUUCGAAGAAGAACAAAACGACAUAUUCGACUUCCUCCCUGCAAUGCCCUCGAUGCCGCAGUAACCGAGAUCUUUGAGUAUCUUGACAUAGUCAGCAAUACAUCUCUCACGUCAGGGGAAUGCCAUGUAUGUAUGAAAAACUGGUUCCGUGCGC